AUGGCCAUGGACGCCCUCAAGAACCUCACUAACAACAUCCCCGACUGGCAGCGCCGCCUCGAUGAUCUAAGCGGCCAGAUCGAUCGCCGCCAGGCUGCGCUGGCCGCCCUCGGGGGGCAGGAGUCCAAUAACUCGAGCGCGAGGUCGCUCCGGAACAAGGGCUCGUCCGAGUCGCUCAAACCAAAAGACGACGGACCUAUGCACACGGGUACCGACGACACGAACAUACCAGUUCCCCAAUUCGAGGAGAGGCAGCAGCAGGGUGACAUGCCCCCUCCCCCGGCCGCUCCAUUCCCUUCGAGCCCGGAAAGUGAAAAUCGCGCGGCUCUGCAUAAGCAUGCGAGAGAGGCCGUCCAGGCUGCGCACUCUAAAGCCCAAGGCCAGACGAGGAAGAAGAGGCGCUCAGAUUCAAUGGCCUCGGCUGACGGGCCACCCACCACAUACCGUACGAGGAGCAUGAUCAUCGUCUACUACGAUAGCUAUGUACAGGGGUUUUUCGACGAGCUCGUCCGCUUUGUCUCGACCAGCCGGAACCUCAUGCGGAAAGCGCGGAUGGCCGCCAGGGUCGCCCAGAUCAAGCGCAUGGCUGAGAUGGAGAUGCCCGAUGACGACAGCAACCCUGGAGACGACAACAGCAUGACUGACGGCCUGCCAUCCCUCCGAUAUAUGAGCACGCGGAGGCUCGGGCCCAUGCCCGCUUCAAGGUACGGCAGGUUGGGCGGCAUCAUCGGCGACAGCCAGCCGGCCGACAUCUACGAGACUCUCGAUAAGGGCCUCGAGUUCGUCCAGUGCACGUGUGAGCACGGUGCGCAUCAGUUUUUGAGGGACGCAGACUGCGAGGAGGAGAUCAACAAGAUCCGUGCACGGAUGAGCGAGGUGUUGGCGGCAUCCACGCAGGAGAUGGAGCGCGUCCAACGCGAGGAACCUGAGUUGGCCGCGGAGUCUGGAGAGGUGAACAAGCCACGCGCCAGGCGGCCCAUCAGUAUCAGGAGAGACAUGCAAAAAUUGGAGUCGGACUCGGACAAACAGCCCGGCAAGCUUGCGGCUGCCAGCGUCAAGAUGGAGCCCGAAAAGGCGCCGGCCAUCGAAGCCAUCAACACCCUCGAAGUCGACGCCACUUUGGAUGCGGACGAGGCCAUUGAGGAUCUGAUGCCCAAGCUCCAGUACCGCUCGACCAGGCAGAUGCGCAGUCGGGCCCACUGA
Purpureocillium takamizusanense is the source of this 1203-nucleotide messenger RNA. RefSeq lists its product as uncharacterized. The transcript has a single exon. NCBI's taxonomy places the organism in Eukaryota, Fungi, Ascomycota, Sordariomycetes, Hypocreales, Ophiocordycipitaceae. The record is from RefSeq and is a predicted model, not a curated record. The coding region runs from base 1 to 1203 and encodes 400 amino acids.